Messenger RNA from Enterobius vermicularis (human pinworm), 1188 nucleotides. NCBI's taxonomy places the organism in Eukaryota, Metazoa, Nematoda, Chromadorea, Rhabditida, Oxyuridae. The record is from the annotation of a GenBank genome assembly.
AUGGGACGCCAAAGCUCUUUAAGGACUCGUCUCGGGGCUAUCGAACAAUUACGAAACCUUGUUCGCGCUCGCAGAUUACAAGUGAGCACUCUGGAGGCAAUAUUUAAUGAGACCCGGGACCUUUUAGAAAGCGGCCAAGAAGGUGAAGAACCAGUUUUGAGGAUGCUGAUAUCACUAACUGAGUCUCAGAUCGAGCAGAUAGGUCUGGCCUUGAGGGACACAUUCUUUAAAGAAAUAUCUCGGUUAGGUUUGACAGAUUUAAGUUUGGAGUGGUUGAUCGCACUAACAAAAAACGGUGAAAAAGUACUCGGAUUUGAAUACAAAAUUGCAUCACUUUUAAAGAAGUGGAUAGAUAUUGUAUUAGAUAGAUCUGUCUCUGAUCAUCCCCAAGCAACUUGCAUUCUGCAGUUUGCUCAGCAACUUGUCAGGUGGAAUGCUGGCUUCCUUCAAGAACAGAGCUUGGAUGAAAUAACUCACAAAGUUUGCGAACGACUGUACUUUAAGACUGACCAUUUUACACACGAAUGUUUGUUGCUGUUAAGCACCAUUCUCAAAUUUGGGCAUAUUCCUGAUAAGAAAAUUAUUACACUAGUAACAACACUCUGUUCGUUAGUAAACCGGAGCGAGGCCGGGAAGGAUGCGUGGUUGUUAAUGCGAGAUUUACUACUGUCUAGGUCUGGGCACCGGACGCUAGUUUUGUUGAUUAAGAUAAUAGGCAACAGCAGAAAUUAUGGUGAUCAAGAAAUUGUAGUCGGAUCUGUCUCUAUAGUAACAGUAGCGUUAUGGGGAAGCCAGAGGGUGGAAACUCUGAGAUGUCAACCCACAGCGGUUCUUCCUGCUAUGACGAUGGGUAUGGAGUCCAGUCCUCGUGUAAUGAAAGAGAUUUUUAUAUCGGUGAAGCGUUUACUGACUAAAUAUGGCAGGAACUUACAACAGCUGAGCUGGCACUCAGUAAUUCAGUUGUUAAACAGAGCAUUGGUUCUUUGCAAACAGCUACCCUCAGAUGUGAGCGAAGAGACCACGUUUGAUUUAAAGCAGAAUCUUCAUCAACUCAUUAAUAUUAUAGAAGACCUUCAUAAGGAAGGAGAAUUUGCUGGAUCAGUAGAGGCUAUGUAUGCCUUGAUAGAGAGUUGUGCUGAUGAAAGGCGGACUGAGAGCGUUCUUGCACUCAUCGACUACAAAGCUGCG